AUAAUAUGACACAAUUUAUCAUAUGGUAUACACACACUGUAUUAGCCUAUAGAUACCAUAUAGGGAUCAUCUUAUCAAUGAGAAUACAACAGAUUAAAGAUUACCUUAUUUAUUGGAACAAGUCAUAGUUUCAGUGACUAUGAUAUAACAGAUAUCUUUUAUAUAUAUCACUUCUGUUUUGAUAGUAAUUUGACUUAAAACCAUAUUAUCGUAAUGGGAGUAGCUCAUGUUUUUGGCUCCUAAAAUAGUUUUCCUGGUUAUGCAUCUGAAUACACUUAUUUUAUCUUUAUCUUAUUUCCAUGAUAUCAAAAUUACAGAAAAAAUACAAUUAUCAUUAAGUAUAAAAAAGUAUUUCAGUUUUUGUGGGAUGUAAAAAUGUAAUGCACACCAGUUAAGUCAAGAAAAGAAUAGAAACCAGAUGCCUAAACCUAUAUGCCAUCAGGGCUAAUACAAGUGAUGGAUACUUUGACCUUUUAACAAUACAUUAAUAACAUCAUGCGAUAAUGUCAAUCAACCAAUCAUGCAACAAGGUAUGCACAUUUGAUACUACCAUUCAAAAUGUCAAACAUAUUGUGUAAGGCAAUGAUAAAAGUAAUGCACAACCUAAUAAAGUAAGUUUCUGUGUGGUGAUAUGAUGUUAAUUUUAGCACUUAACUUUGAUUAUGUUGUAUUCUUACAUCUUUAAUCUUGAGAAUGCUGACAGAUAGAAAAGAUGAAAGUCAUGGUAAAAACUUCAUAAAAAAAAAGACAUAACUUUCUAGUUUGUUGUUAACAUUGUGUUUGUAUUUAGUGUCUGUUUUUAUCUCCUGUGUAAAGCCGAAACGUACCAUUUCUGAACUAAAAGUUGUAUAAAAAACAACACUGAAUUGAUUGUUACAGGCCAGACAAUGUUAAGCUUAUUUAUAUAAUGAAGUUAGAGAUGUUGUGCCGUGAACAAAGUUUUAUAUUGUGGCGUUAAGUAUAAAAAAGUACUUUAGUUUUUGUAGGAUGUAAAAAUUUAAUGCCCACCGGUUAAGCUAAGAAAAGAAUAGAAACCAGAUGCCUUAACCUAUAGGCCAUCAUGCAACAACGAAUCGCCCAAAGCCAUUAUUAACGCUAAUGUAAAUUGUGGAAAAAACAAAAAGGAAUUUUACAAACACAUGAGCGAGUUUGUAUAAGUGUAUCAUAUUUGUGGCUGUAAACAAAUAUGUUGUAUGUAUAUACACAUUUGAUACCAUUCAAGGUACCGUAAGUCAAACAUAUUGUAUAAGGCAACUAAAAGUAGUUCACAACCUAAUAAAGUAACUACCACAUAACAUUGAUUAUGUUGUAUUCUAUUAUCUUGAAUCAUGAGAUCGCUGACAGAUAAAACCACAGGGGGCAGAAACAAAUUAUUUUCUUAUAUGUAUAUUUAGAAAUACAUGUAGACAUAAAGGCUAAAAUAAACAAAAAUAAUUUGUAUCUGCCCUCUGUGGAUAGAACAGAUUGUAACAGUCAUGGUAAAAACUACAUAAAAAAGAUAAAAUAAAUUACUUUCUACUGAUUGUGGUUUGAUGUUAACAUAGUGUUUGUAUUUAGUGUCUGCUUUUAUCUCCUGUGUAAGUAAAGCUGGGACAUUUCAUUUAUGAACUAAAAGUUGUAUAAAAAAACAACACUGAAUUGAUUGUUACAGGCCAGACAAGGUUAAGCUUAUUUAUAUAAUUAAGUUUGUAACGUUUCAAGCUGGCUGUGAAGGAGUUUUAAAUUGUGUGAGGAAUAAGUUUGGAAUAUUGACAACAUAUAUAUAUAUGUUUAUAUUAUAUGAAGAUGUAUGGCUCCAAUUUAUCAAAACAUCAUACAAACUGAGCUGGCUUCCAAACUAAUAGUAUAACAAUGGAAAAAUGUUCGGUACAACGCUUCCUUCUGGUGACAAGUGAUGACUUUGGCUACAGUGAAGAAAGAGAUGAUGGAAUUAUUGAGUGCUACAAGUCAGGGGCAAUAACUGGGGCAGUUGCCAUGGUGAAUGGAAUCUCUGUUGCCACAGGAGUUAUCAAGGCCAAACAGGCUGGAAUGCCUCUAGACCUUCACAUGAACUUAACUGAGGGGUUACCAGUGGGACCCAGGGAGGGGCAAUAUCAAACGCUGGUCAACGAGAAAGGAAUGUUUCUGGGUAUACAGGGCUUCAGAGACGCUGUGAGUAGGGGAGAUGUAGACAUGGCAGAGGUUCGAGAGGAGAUGAUUGUACAGGUACAGCGUUUUGCUGAGCUUACUGGACACACUCCGGUAAAGGUGGACGGUCACCAGCAUUUCCAUACACAUCCAGGCAUAGUGAAUGUAUACGCAGAGGUGCUGCGUCAACAUGAUAUCAAGAUGUCGAGGGUACCAUUAGAAGAAGGUGCCCCACUUAACGCUUACAAGGAGUUCUUGGUCAAUGUCAUUGAAGAGUCAAAGAGGUGCAAAAACGAUUUUCAAGCAAAUGGAAUCAGGUCCCCAUUAUUUGCUGGGUUGGCAACAAUGGGUAUGGACAUGACCAUCAAACGUCUUCAAGACUCAAUACUUCGAGCAUUCAAAUCAGGAGCCACAAACCUAAAUAACGACCAGAAACCAACCAACCCAGCCUUAAAACUAAGGUUGAAAUCGCCCAGAUCACCUGCCCCAGAGGAACCAAGUGUCCUAUUUUGUGAGUUAAUGACACACCCUGGAAAAAUGACCGGAAGUAAAGGGGGUUGUGGGGAAGGGCCAGAUUUGUUUUCACAGUGGCCUGACAGGGAACACGAGAUGAGUAUUCUAAUGAGUGAAGAAAUGAAAUGCUUUUAUAAGCGUGAAAAUAUCAAACUCAUUUCUUUCCACGACCUUGAAGUUUUUACUGAGUAGCGAAAUAUUAUACCGGUACUUGACUAACUGCAAUAAAGACUAAGCUGUGCAAAAGCUUGUUGGUGCUAGUUGUUGUUUUCGAAUUACCAUUAUGUUGAUUAACUAUAAUAUAUUUUCAUCGCUUCAAGAAGGCCAAUGACAGCCAAGUUUUUCCUUCAUUGUGUUUUGGACUUUCUGUUAAUGCCUUAUAGACAAUUUUCUGAUAUUGAAUUUAUUUUACAAGUAUAUAAAUAAACUAUAACCAGAAUGAAAUAUCAAUGUUUUAUUAUAUAAUUUCAUGUUUUAUUAUAAAUUGGCAACAGAAAUAUUGGAUUUUCAACAAUUACUUCAUUCUGAACAAAUUUCAUGAGCGACAAAGAACACAAAGGUAUACACAUUGAUUAAUCUACACGUACAUGUAUAUAUAUUCCAUUGGUAAUGAACAUAAAAUACAAACAAAAAAAAUGACGUUCUUUUUUAUCCACAUCAGAAAAAAUGUUUUUCUAUAAUUUAUGACAUUAACUUUUUAUGACCACACAAAAGUUAAAAAUGUCAUGCAUAGUAUUUUCAAUGUCGGUUAUGACGAAAUAUAUAUUGUAAAAUGUG
Molecule: messenger RNA, 3417 nt
Organism: Mya arenaria
Lineage: Eukaryota; Metazoa; Mollusca; Bivalvia; Myida; Myidae
Product: carbohydrate deacetylase-like
Exons: 6
Coding region: 1852-2832 (326 amino acids)
Biological process (GO): carbohydrate metabolic process
Molecular function (GO): deacetylase activity
Source: RefSeq, a predicted model, not a curated record